UUAUAGAUCUACAGGCGAGAUUAAAGAAUCCCCACAGCGGUUGAGGGAAGUUUGUUGCCGGGUGUCGAUACGGCGUUACUCCUUCACGAAACCGAACCUCGUCCCGGAACCAGCAGCUGUAGUCUGAACCGGGCGGACAGGAGAACAUGAGCUUCUUAUUUGGGAAUCGUUCGUCUAAGACAUUUAAACCGAAGAAGAAUAUUCCGGAAGGAUCUCACCAGUAUGAACUGCUCAAACACGCUGAAGCCACACUGGGCAGCGGGAACCUGCGUAUGGCCGUCAUGCUUCCAGACGGAGAAGAUCUGAAUGAAUGGGUGGCUGUCAACACGGUGGAUUUCUUUAAUCAAAUAAACAUGCUGUACGGCACCAUCACAGAUUUCUGCUCUGAGGACAGCUGUCCCGUCAUGUCAGCCGGACCGAAAUACGAGUAUCAUUGGGCAGAUGGGACCAACAUUAAAAAGCCAAUAAAGUGCUCUGCUCCCAAGUACAUUGAUUAUCUGAUGACGUGGGUUCAAGACCAAUUGGACGAGGAGACCCUGUUUCCUUCUAAAAUAGGUGUUCCUUUCCCGAAGAACUUCAUGUCAGUAGCUAAGACCAUUCUGAAGCGUUUGUUCAGAGUUUAUGCUCAUAUAUAUCAUCAACACUUUGACGCAGUCAUGCAGCUGCAGGAGGAAGCCCACCUCAACACGUCAUUCAAACACUUCAUCUUCUUUGUACAGGAGUUUAACUCGAUCGACCGCAAGGAGUUGGCACCCCUUCAGGAUCUGAUUGAGAAACUAACAACUAAAGACAGAUAAACAGAGAAAAGUAGAGAAGGAGAGGCAAGUAAUGAAGGAAAACCAGCGAUCUAACUCCGUCUUGUGACAACCCAUCUGUCUUUUGUUUUGUACGGAUGAUUUUUACUGUUGCACCGAAGGCGAUCUCUAGUAGAAAUACGGGAUUAGCACAGUGCUAACACGUAAAGGGAUCACGCCUGUUUAGAGAACCAGGCUUAUGCUAUAUUUAGAUUGGUUUUUACUCCUUGAAAAACUGAUGCCUGAUUGAAAUAGUUACUACUACUUAUUCACAUUGUUAGUGGUCACUGUAAGAGUGAGAUUUAACCCAAUCGUGCUUAAUAUGUACUACAACGAUUCCAUGUGUUAGCAUGGUGCCUGUAUCGCGUAAAGCAGUGAAGAGGGGAAUGUUUUAAAGGGUUUUUUGAUUCUUCAAUGCCGUAUUACUGACAGCAAAAGGAUGCAGUUUAAUAGUCAAAGUCUAUUUUCCUAUGCAAUGAUUAUUACGUUGUUUUUCCUUACUGACGUUGGUUAUAGUCUAUAUCAUGUACUUUUACUGAGCUUGUUUCUCCAUUUAUAUAUUUCUGAUGUUUGGAUUGGUAUUGAUUGGUGUUAAAUGAGUAUUCCGGGUUCAAUGCAAGUUAAGGUCAAUGGAUAGCAUUUGUGGCAUGAUGUUGAUUACCUGAAACGUUUAUUUUGACUCCUAAAUUGUUGUUAUUAUUUUUUAAUACAGCAAAAAUCGAGGUUACAAUGAGGCACUUACAAUGCAAGUCAGUAGGGACAUUUUUGAAGGAUUUAAAGGCAUAAAUAUGAAGCUUGCAUUAAUUCUUCUGUUAAAACACGUGUAUUAUUUGAGCUGUAAAGUGGUUUAAAUCGGCAUUUUUAUGGUUGUUUUGGGUCGGCAUUGCAACGAAGUUGUAAAAUUGGAUAUAGCUUUGCACAGAAAAUGUUAGUAAGCGAUUUAUAUCACACUAAAAUCAUGUAAACACACAUAUUGUUUACAUAUUGUGGCUAUACUUUUGAAUUGGUGUUUAUUUUAAUGUUUACCGAUUGGGCCCCCAUUCACUUUCAUUGUAAGUGCCUCACUGUAACCCAGAUUUUUACCUUUUUAAGAAAAGGAGGGACGAGUCAAAAUGUAUUUCUGUGGCUGCCACACCUGCUGUCGAUUCAGCAUAACAUGUAUUGAACCCGGAAUAUUCCUUUUUAAGGAUCAUGAUGUUUGUCAGGUUUGGAAUACUGAAGCUGAAAUAUUUUAGCCUAUUUUUAAGAAGUUUGCAAAUAGCAAAUUGAAUUUUGUAUUUUUAAAAUAACAUUAAUAAAGCUUAAAAUAUGUAGUUUUUCCUGGUUUGUUUUGGUUUAUUUUGUUAAAGAUUACUCAAUUCAAUUUGAUGGGAUUUUGUGUUCUUAAAUCUUAAACAUAGGUGCAAAAACAAAACAACAUUUGGGGGUGUUGUUGAUGAAAUGCAUGCCGGAAUCGCUACUUUGUUGAACCCAGAUGGCUUUUGGAAAUACUGGCCUUGAUUUUAUGAAGUUACUUGUACUGAUUUUAUAUCUUAUGCUGUGUGUCAAAGAGACAUUAUGAAAUGAAUGAAAACAGUUUUGCUUAAGCCGCUCCAACUAGUUGAGUUAAUCAUUUUAAUAAAAAUUAUUUCUUACUGAAUCUGCUCUAAUAUUAAAAUCCAUUUUAUUAUUGUUAAGUUUUAAGUUGCAUGAUAUCCAUUCGAUCUGUAUUUAUAAUCCAAUUCAUCCAGCAAUUUGAAAUGAAUGUUUGCGAAUUUAGCUUUUGCCCUAUUAGCUGUUUAUAUAUACGAUUUUGAGAAAUGUUUGGCGUUUGGUCCAGAAAUGAAUGACUUUGGACAUUUCUUCUCUACCUCCGAUUCAACCAUUUUUCUGUCUAAGAUGUAAACAAAUAUUUUUUUUUACAGUUCUAUUUGAAAUCCUCUUGUUAAGUUUAUUUGCAUUUGAAAUCACAUUAUUUCACAAAUGCAAUGUUUUUACCUAAUAAUGGUUUGGACUAUGCUUUAGACUAGUAUAAAGUGCCAACCACUGAUUAAUAUUGGACAAUAUUUAUAGAAAUUUUUAUCACUGGAACAAUAAUAUAUUUUCCCUGAAUUGUGCAAUAAUUAGGUUAUUCCUAGAUAAGAUGUAAAUAUGUGCAACUGAGUCGACCAUUAUUAUUUCCUUAUAUUUUACAUCAAUAAAACGAUAUCUCUAACUGAUGUUGUAAUUGUUAUUUCAGCUGUACAUGAAGCAAAUAAAACCCUUCU
Molecule: messenger RNA, 3040 nt
Organism: Xyrauchen texanus (razorback sucker)
Lineage: Eukaryota; Metazoa; Chordata; Actinopteri; Cypriniformes; Catostomidae
Product: MOB kinase activator 1B-like
Exons: 6
Coding region: 147-797 (216 amino acids)
Biological process (GO): hippo signaling; positive regulation of protein phosphorylation
Cellular component (GO): cytoplasm; nucleus
Molecular function (GO): protein kinase activator activity
Source: RefSeq, a predicted model, not a curated record